Parasteatoda tepidariorum (common house spider) is the source of this 1786-nucleotide messenger RNA. The record is from RefSeq and is a predicted model, not a curated record. NCBI's taxonomy places the organism in Eukaryota, Metazoa, Arthropoda, Arachnida, Araneae, Theridiidae.
GACGAUCGAAAUGGGUUCACUUUGCGCAUGCGCAAUGAUGGCCUCCUACCAUAAGAGGAAGAGUUUGUAGAUAACCAAUCAUACGCCUUGCUCCGAAAUGAUUAUAUUCACGUCAUCAGAAUAGACACGCCCUCUGUUGUACACUAUCUCCCCCAGUGCACUAUACUUUAUUACUCCAUAGUUGGUUGUUAUCACUAGCAAAGGUGAAAGUGAAUUAAGUAUUAUAUAAAAUGGCUGAAAGCGCACCACUAGAUAUGACGAAAUUAGUGCGCCCGUAUUAUUUAAAUUCUUCUUGCCAAGAAGGUAAUAGGUGCAAUUUUAGACAGACGCCUAGAUUUCGUGAAAAUAUCGUCUGCCGUUUUUCUUUGAAAGGCAUUUGCAUGUUUGGUGAUAAUUGUUGGUAUUCUCAUCCAAAAGCUGAAGAUGAUGUUUAUUAUAUAUCUCAACCUUGCAGUGAAGAGCAGAAUACUGGUCAUUUACAGCAACAGACAGGGAAUAUGGAUAUUUUUCCCGCCGAAAGAAAUUUUCAAAAUUUCAACACUAGUUUAAAUGGUGAGGCAUCUCUUUGUCGUGAAUCAGAAUUACACGACUGGAUAAAUGCACCUGAAUUCGUGCCAACAAGCAGCAAAUAUUUAGCCACUGCUUCGAAUUCAAAUGACGGUGUUGAUAGUUCAGAGCCACAAAAGUUGGAUAUGGAAUUCUGCCCGCAUUUCUUUGAUGGUAUUUGCCCAUUCGACGAUUGCCCAUGCAUCCAUGGGGAGUUAUGUGAACUGUGUCAAAGAUAUUGCUUAGAUCCUUUUGAUGAGAAGCAGCGAGGACUUCAUAAUGCAGUCUGUAGGCAUGAGCGAGAUACUGAUAUUCGACGCGAUUUGUCAUGUGGUAUAUGUUUGGAUAUCGUAAUGGAAAAAGAACGAGUUGCAGAGCGUCGAUUUGGUAUUCUCGAGAAUUGCAAUCACGUGUUUUGUUUAUCCUGCAUCAUUAAGUGGAGAAAUGUGCGAAAUUCUCAUGAAGAAGAUCUAAUAGAUCCUGCUGUUACUCGUGCUUGUCCCGAAUGUAGAGUGCCGUGUAGAUUUUACAUACCCAGUAAGAAAUGGGCUCAUUCUGAAGGGGAAAAGGAGAUGUUAAUUGCCGACUAUAGAAAGUCUUUGAGCACGAAACGUUGUAAAUAUUUCAAAAACGGUAAAGGAAUUUGCCCCUUUGGUGAGGAAUGUUUUCAUCUUCACGCAUGGCCUGUUAUUCCAUCAGUAGCUGACCAGAAACGUCGCUUUAAUAAUAGAAUGUUUAGGAACUCAAGAAGAUGGUGAACAUUUUGUAAUCUGCAAUGUGUCAUGAAGAUGAGGGUACAUGAAAGUACUGACAACGCGUUCGUAAAAGUGCAACAUUUGUUUAGAUUUAACUAUGCAAGAAUUUUUUAUUAUGUUCUGCUGAAAUUCUCUUUUUAAGUGCUGAUUUUAUUCAUGUUUAGUGCAUUUGAUAAUGGUAACUGUGAUUUUUUUAAAAUUAUUUUAAGAUUGCUUCCUUUAUUUUAAUCUUAUUCGUCGAUUCUACUACACAUGUUUUGAAUUUAUGAUUUUUUAAACAUAUUUUUUUUUAAGUUAGAUUGAGUGUUAAACUUAAAGCGAGUCUUAUUUAAUAAAUGAUAAUAGUUAAUUUUGGAAAUAAUCUAUUUUGAUGUUGACUUAUUUCAGGUUAAAUCUUAGAUUCAAAAAAAUUUUUUAUUUUUCUAUCAAUAUUUUUCUAAAAAAACUUUUAGUGUAAUAUAAUUGUUGAGUAAUAAUUAAAUCUC